AUGGUUCAAUACCCAUUUCCGAUACCGAAUGGAUCGCCAUUCCCUAUAUCGAAUAUUCCAUUCGGUAUAUUCCACACCGAGGGUAAUCUUGAUCCGCGACCGGGAACGGCUGUUGGCGACUACGUUUUAGACCUUAGAGUUCUCAUCCAGAACGGAUUACGCGUAGAUGAGUCCGUGAAAGACGCACUGGCAUCCUCUUCACUGAAUGCUUUUGCUGCGCUUGCGGCUAAUGUACGCAACUCCCUCCGGAAGGCCAUUCAAGAGGCUUUACGAGAUGAGUCUUCCGUACUCUACCGAGAAGAUACCGGUGUCAUCGCAGCCGACCAAGUUACAAUGCACGUCCCAAUGAAGAUUGGCGGCUUCACGGACUUCAUGUGCUCGCUAGAACACGUUCAAACUAUGGGCCGAAUGGCAGGAUACAGUGAAGUUCCUCAGAACUUCUUCGAUCUACCAGCAGGAUACAACGGCCGGGCAUCAUCCGUCAUCGUCAGUGGCCAAAACGUCACUAGACCUCAUGGUAUCAUUCCCGGACCCAACGGCGCAACAUAUGCUCCAAGCGAGAAGUUCGACUUUGAGCUCGAAAUGGGAGUUUUCAUCUCCAAUCCAAUCAAGUAUGGCGAACCGACUCCAGCGUCCAGAGCUCGUGAUCAUGUCUUUGGGUUUGUACUUCUGAAUGACUGGAGUGCGAGAGAUAUACAAUUCUACAAGAUGGCUCCGUUAGGACCAUUUAACGGUAAAGCUACAGCAACGAGUAUUUCGCCUUGGAUCGUGACGGUUGAGGCUCUGGAGGAGGCUGGUGCACUACUAACUACCGAAGAUCUGGGCUUGAGAGGAGGAAAGAGCACGACCAUGCCGUUUCUUCGAUGUCAAUACGAUGUCGCAGUAAGGGUUUCUACAUCACUGUCCCGAAACGGGGUAACGGAGGACCUCCUCGGAAAGUCUGAUCUUAAACACCUCCACUGGUCACCCUUCCAGAUGGUAGCUCAUCAUAGUAGCUAUGGAUGUGGUCUGGAAACUGGUGAUUUGCUCGGCACUGGUACGCUCUCUUCCAGCACCGAGCAGAUCAAGGAGUUCGGAAGUGAUCAUGACCCAAUUCGUAGGUCUGGGUGUUUAGCGGAGCUUGUGUUGGGCGGCACUCGGCCUUUCACCUUAUCUGAUGGGUCUGAAUUGGUUUGGUUGGAAGACGGCGAUACUGUUACUAUGGAAGGAUGGGCUGGUACGGGAGAUCGUGCAAUCGGCUUCGGAAAAGUAUCAGCCAAGAUUUUGCCCGCCAAGGAAUUUGCUUGA
Molecule: messenger RNA, 1287 nt
Organism: Fusarium tjaetaba
Lineage: Eukaryota; Fungi; Ascomycota; Sordariomycetes; Hypocreales; Nectriaceae
Product: fumarylacetoacetate hydrolase
Exons: 5
Coding region: 1-1287 (428 amino acids)
Biological process (GO): L-phenylalanine catabolic process; homogentisate catabolic process; L-tyrosine catabolic process
Molecular function (GO): fumarylacetoacetase activity
Source: RefSeq, a predicted model, not a curated record